CUAGGACCUAGGAGGAGACCCUGCCAAACUGGCAGGCGUUUCUCGCUUGGCUUUCAGACAACAAAGGCAGAGAGUGCCUGGUUUUCUCUCCUUCAGCAUCUCCACCCUGCGAGCUGAAAACCGGUUCACAUCUCAAGGGGUCACCGAGCGAUGGAACUUGAUUUUGGACACUUUGACGAAAGAGACAAGGCGUCCAGAAACAUGCGAGGGUCCCGGAUGAACGGCUUGCCCAGCCCCACUCACAGCGCCCACUGUAGCUUCUACCGAACGAGGACCUUACAAGCGCUGAGCAAUGAGAAGAAAGCCAAGAAGGUGCGCUUCUAUCGCAACGGAGACCGUUACUUCAAGGGGAUUGUGUACGCCGUCUCCUCGGACCGCUUCAGGAGCUUUGACGCCUUGCUAGCUGACCUGACCCGGUCUCUGUCUGAUAACAUUAACCUGCCUCAGGGAGUUCGAUACAUUUACACCAUCGAUGGUGGCAGGAAGAUCGGGAGCAUGGAUGAGCUGGAAGAAGGUGAAAGCUACGUGUGUUCGUCGGACAACUUCUUUAAGAAAGUGGAAUAUACCAAGAAUGUCAAUCCGAACUGGUCCGUCAAUGUGAAAACCUCAGCCAAUAUGAAAGCGCCUCAGUCCCUGGCCAGCAGCAACAGCGCCCAGGCGAGGGAGAACAAAGAUUUUGUGCGUCCCAAGCUGGUGACCAUCAUCCGGAGUGGGGUGAAGCCGAGGAAGGCCGUGCGCGUGCUCUUGAACAAGAAGACCGCCCACUCCUUUGAGCAGGUUCUCACCGACAUCACGGAAGCCAUAAAGCUGGAAACGGGAAUCGUCAAGAAGCUGUACACUCUGGAUGGGAAACAGGUAGGGGCCUUUAAGGUCAUCCUCUGGACUUCUUGAUGCUUGGAUCUGUAC
Molecule: messenger RNA, 906 nt
Organism: Sphaerodactylus townsendi
Lineage: Eukaryota; Metazoa; Chordata; Lepidosauria; Squamata; Sphaerodactylidae
Product: neuronal migration protein doublecortin
Exons: 3
Coding region: 151-891 (246 amino acids)
Biological process (GO): retina development in camera-type eye; intracellular signal transduction; photoreceptor cell development
Cellular component (GO): axoneme
Source: RefSeq, a predicted model, not a curated record